CAGGGAAGCCGCCUUCCCACGUGCUGAGAAACUUAUCCCCGUUGAAAAGUCCACGACAGCUACACGUGGUUGAACGAUUUUCUUUACAGAAAUUUUACGGGUGCUUGCUUCGCUGGUAUAGAGGCCUGCUACUAUGAUAUAAGACAGGGUGACAGCUUGUCAUCGGUUUUGUCAAACGGAUUUUUCUGGUGAAUUAAUUUUAAAGAACUUUGUGGUUCAAAAAUGCUGUGUCAGGUGGUUUUUCUGACGCUUUGCUGGAAAGUUGGACUUAUAUAUGGUGAUAUAUCAGUAAGAGGACCGUCCUUCGAAUAUGAGCCACCGUCCCGGGUGGACUUCGACAACUCAACAGGAGCAGUUGUCCGAUGUUCAGCCAAAGGUCAACCGAUACCAGACAUUUGGUGGGAGACAAAGAAUGGAUCAGCUGUCCGAGAAAUUCCUGGUCUGCAGCAUCUACGACCGGAUGGAUCUAUGGUGUUUGCCCCCUUUGCACCCAUUCAGUACAGAAGGGAAGUCCACGACGCCAAUUAUAGAUGCGUUGCAGCGAAUGUGGCUGGCAGAAUUGGAAGUCGUGAAGUUAAAAUAAGAGCAGUUCUUCAAGACUACAAAGUGACUGCCUACGACGCCGAGUUCAUCAUCAAAGGCAACGUGGCCCUCCUCCGCUGCGAUAUAUCGGGAAACGGAAAAGAGUAUGUCUUUGUAACGUCAUGGUUGAGAGACGAUGGUCUUACCAUUUCAUUAAAUGACAAUAAUGGAAAAUAUGCUGUAUUCCCUACCGGCGAAUUCCAUGUGCGCCAUGUUGACGAAGCCGACACACUUCGAAAGUACAGAUGCCAGGUCCAUAAUAAACUGAGCAGAGAAACAAAACUCAGUGACCAGUGGGCAAAAAUUAUUAUGACAGAGCCCCAUGGAUCGGUACCCCCAAGAAUCGUCCACUGGAGACGAGACAUUCAAGAGCAGAACGGAGAAACAAUAUGGCUUCCAUGUGUAGCUCAUGGCUAUCCAGUUCCAUCUGUUCGGUGGUACAGACAAGAUUCGAGUAUCAUGACAUCAUUUACGAAUAAUCACAAGAUCACAGAGCAGGAAGGCAUGCUGGUUAUUCACAGGGCCACUCUUCAAGACAGCGGAAAAUAUGUUUGCGUCGUUAACAACAGCAAAGGGCAGGAGCAGGUCCAUACUGUUUUAACCGUUAGAGAUAGUCUCCGAGCUUCCAUUAGUCCUUCUCAUACCAUUGUCACAGUGGGCACAUCUUUAUCUUUGCGUUGCGAAGUUUCUGGUUCUCCAAUAUUAUACUUGAAAUGGAAGAAAAAUUUAAAGCCUUUAGUCCUGGACAAUCGGAUAAGGCAGCAAAGCAAUAACGUGUUAGAAAUCGCUAACGUAAGAUUAGGAGACGAAGGCAUGUAUCAGUGCUUCAUUUACAAUAGUGAUGAAUCAGCACAAGGAAGCUCGACUGUGCUUAUACAAGCUGACCCACCUGUCAUUAUAUCCCGUUUUGAAGAACAAGUCGUCAAUCCUGGCCAUCCAGUAUCCCUCCGAUGCAUAGCCAAAGGUCAUCCAUUACCCAAAAUAACAUGGACCGCCGAUGGAGAAAGCAUUCCAUCCUCCACUCGUUUGCGGUUGGGAGAUUUUGUCACACAGGAUGGUAGCGUUGUCCACAGCUUCCUCAACAUCAGCUCAGUAGAAGUUGCAGAUGGCAAGGAAUAUGCUUGCAACGCCGAGAGCGAUUUUGGGAGAGCUUUCCACCAAGCAAAACUGAAUGUGCCAUCUUCGCCAGUGGGACGUCCAUUUCAAAAUAAAACUGCUUUAGUUGGGCAAACAGCUAUAUUUGUGUGCCCAGUUGCAGGAUAUCCUCUCACGCAUUUUGCAUGGGAAAAAGACGGAGAAAGCCUGCCCAAUAGCCAUCGACAUGAAGUCAGACCUAAUGGAAAGAUCGUGAUUCAUUACGUUGAGAAAAAUACAGAUGACGGUACCUAUUGGUGUACUGCUGGUAACAAUCGUGGAGUUUCUGCUAGGGGAAGAAUUGAUGUCCAUGUCGUCGCUGGACCUGUAGUGGAUCCUUUCAACUUUCCCGAGAACCUCCGAGAGGGUCGUCGAACCAGCUUAACGUGCAUGGUGUCAGCAGGCGAUCCCCCCAUUUCGUUCCGUUGGGAGAAAGAUGGGGAGCCCAUACAACCUGCCCUAUUGGAUGUGAAUGUGGAAUACAUCAACCAAUACACGUCCACUCUAUUCUUCGAAAAGGCGUCUCAAAAGCACAAUGGAAACUACACUUGUAUAGCUUCCAAUCUCUAUGCCUCGGCUAAUCACACGGCGAGUCUCACACUCAAUAUUCCGCCUAGAUGGAUAAUUGAGCCGAAAGAUGUUGAAGUGGUUCAAGGUAGUUCUGUUCGUGUAGAUUGCCAAGCCGAAGGAUAUCCAAGGCCAAUUAUUCGGUGGAAACAAUUAGUUGGAGCACAUGGAAAUCCUGAGUCCUUUCAAACUAUCAUGAGCAGUGCACGAAUGCAAGUCCUUGAAAAUGGAUCUCUUCUCAUCUUAGAGGCAAGUCCAAACGAUGGUGGAUCGUUUCUGUGUCAAGCAUUCAACAGGAUAGGUCCAGGAUUAAGCAAAAUGCUAACGAUCACCGUACAUGUUCCAGCCCAUUUCAAAACGAAGUUCAACGCUCAGAAAGCAAAGAAAGGCGAUCAAGUGAAUCUGAACUGCAAAGCCCAGGGGGACAGGCCCAUAACAAUUACGUGGUAUAAAGAUGGCGAGCUCCUCGGCAAUGAAACAAUACCCAGAUACAGUAAAAGGCAGUACGAUCAUCAUGACGGACUGACUUCUCAGCUGAGUAUCCACUCCGUUAGAAGGGAGGAUUCUUCAGUGUUUUCCUGCAGAGCAACAAACCGUUACGGGCAUGAUGAUUCAACAGUGGAGCUAGUUGUCCAAGAGCCACCGGAUCAUCCGACUCAGCUAGAAGUCAUCCAUAUUUCAAGCAGGAGUGUGCAUAUCCGAUGGGCGAUGCCUUUUAAUGGAAACAGUCCUAUUCUUAGGUUUCUAGUAGUGACGGAAAACACAAAAGGAAACCCAGAUUCUAACAUUGUGACGACAGAUAUAUCUGGAAGUCAAACAGAUACAACUAUAAGAGGCUUAAAACCCAGAACUACGUAUAAUUUGCAUGUAUUGGCGGAAAAUGCAAUCGGUAGAAGUACCAGAAGCAAAAUACUGACUGUCACAACUGAUGAUGAAGUACCACGUACACCUCCUCUGCAAGUGAGAGUGGCUCCUCUUAAUUCAAAUUCUUUAAAAGUUUCUUGGAGGCCACCGGAAGAAGCAAAUGACGGUGGAGGCUCCAUAACUGGCUACUAUGUUGGUUACAAAGCAGCUAAGAGUGGAGGUCAGUAUCUCUUCAAAACAUUGAAAGUAACUGAUGAUUUUGAAAACGAAUGUGUCCUCACCAACUUGAUGAGCUCUACAGAAUACAAUAUAGUUGUUCAAGCCUUCAAUGAAAAAGGUCCUGGCCCUCAGUCUGAUGAAAUCGUUGCUCAGACGUCAAAAUUCGAUCCUCCAAAGAGUCCACCAGUAAAAGUUUCUAAAUCAACAACAAAUUCUAUUCAAAUCCAGUGGGAAAGUUCUGAAGAUGUAGAAGGCUACCUCGCAUACAUACGAGAGGAAAACGAAGACUGGAAAGAAGCCACGCUACCGCCAGAUGUCACCAGUUAUAACUUCGAAAAUCUGAAAUGCGGAAGUGCUUAUCAAAUUUACAUGGUCCCUUUCGCAUCGGGAGGGAAAGGAGAAAGAAGCCAAAUAUUAUCCGUGAAAACAGAAGGAAGAGGACCAUCUUCACCACAGAAGGACCAUUUUCUGCAAGUGAAUGCUACUUCUGUCACAGUAUUUCUUUCAGCAUGGGAUGAUGGUGGAUGUCCGAUUCUUCAGUACUUUCUUCGCUACAGAGCUCAAAAUGAGCAGCAAUGGACAGAAAUCCCAGUGUUAAACCACAGACCAAGAGCAUUCAUCACGGGACUGAAUCCAGGACAGUGGUACAAACUGGUUGCUGGUGCUAGAAAUAGCGCAGGCAAUAAGGAAGUGGAAUUCGACUUCUUAACGAGGAGGAUAGAUGUUGGGAAGUCGCAAGGUAUUGGACAUCCACCGCUUGUAGUUGCUGAGUCGUCAGCAAUGGAACUUCAGAGGCGUGUCGCUGUAAUAACAUCAGCUGUAUGCUCAGCAGUAGUUCUAGUUGUAAUUCUAAUAGCAGCAUGUGCUGUUCUUACUAGACGGCGAAGGCAAAGGCCAGAAGGUCAUGAUUCAGGAGCUGAUCGCAGAAGCACGGGUGAAAUACAGAAAUCAGAAACAGUUGCCCUUAGUGCUUGGGAAAAACGACCUCGAGCUGAUUCAUCCCACCGAGGUUCUCAAUGCAGAGAAUCUCUCUAUCUUCCCUGCCCUUAUGCCACUGCCAGACUCUCACAGUUCUCGGUAGAUGGCGACACUGACGGCGUCCACCAUUCUGUAGCAUUGACAGGAAAUGAACAUUCAUAUGACGUGCCUAUUCAAGUAGUCAGCAAGCUGCACUAACAUUGAAUUGCUCGUGUAAUGUAAAGUGUAUAUAACUGAUGAUGGAUUUAAUUUAAUGUAUAUAUAUUAUCGUAAUUGUUUCUAUAAUGGAACUGUAUUUUGGUGAAAGUGUUUUGUGAGCUACAUACACAGAUAUUCAACUUUAAAUAAUUAAUAUCCCAGGUAUAUUUAAGAAAAGGUUAUUGCAUAAGAAUUUACUGAAAUAAUUUAAUAGUUGUCUAAACUGUUUUAGAAGGGAAAAAAACCCAGUUUUAUAAUUACAUGAGAACAGAAAAAUAGAAUUGUUGUUUAAUUUUUCCUAAUUUCGAAUUUUUUUUCAAUACAACUUUUAUAUAUGCAGACAGAUUUUAAAUAUUUUCUUCCUUUAAUGUGAGCACAUUUUGAAUGAAAUAAUAUUCAUUAUUGCCUAUAUUUUCAUAAGAAAAGUAAUAAAAAGCUAACUUAUAUCUCAUGGAAAGAUUAUGAGGCAGGUAAUAUUCUCUAUACAAAGGACACUUUUCAAGACAACCCUAAAAUUAAUUAAAAAUGAAAUAUAAUAAGAUUUGGACAAGUUACAAUUAUUUUGAUGAUAGUAACAUUUGCAUUAUUUUCUAGAAAUUAUCUCAAAAAGGGACUAUAUUAUUCGAAAA
This is a messenger RNA of Argiope bruennichi, 5171 nucleotides long. Its product is annotated as cell adhesion molecule Dscam2-like. Gene Ontology annotation, molecular function: cell-cell adhesion mediator activity. The coding region runs from base 223 to 4542 and encodes 1439 amino acids. NCBI's taxonomy places the organism in Eukaryota, Metazoa, Arthropoda, Arachnida, Araneae, Araneidae. Gene Ontology annotation, biological process: axon guidance; dendrite self-avoidance; homophilic cell-cell adhesion. The transcript has 22 exons. The record is from RefSeq and is a predicted model, not a curated record. Gene Ontology annotation, cellular component: plasma membrane; axon.